Molecule: messenger RNA, 3174 nt
Organism: Terrapene triunguis (Three-toed box turtle)
Lineage: Eukaryota; Metazoa; Chordata; Testudines; Emydidae
Product: phospholipid-transporting ATPase IB-like
Exons: 33
Coding region: 16-3174 (1052 amino acids)
Biological process (GO): phospholipid translocation; neuron development
Cellular component (GO): plasma membrane
Molecular function (GO): ATPase-coupled intramembrane lipid carrier activity; ATP binding; magnesium ion binding
Source: RefSeq, a predicted model, not a curated record
AAGGCGGAUGAUGAGAUGUCCGGAGCCACGUCUUCAGCGGAUCAGGCGGAGGCAGCAGCCCGCACCAUUUACCUGAACCAGCCCCAGCAGAGCAAGUUCCGCGACAACCGGGUCAGUACAGCCAAGUACAGUGUGGUGACAUUUCUACCUCGAUUCCUCUAUGAGCAGAUUAGAAAAGCUGCUAAUGCUUUCUUCCUCUUCAUUGCCUUACUGCAGCAAAUUCCAGAUGUCUCUCCAACAGGAAGAUAUACCACCUUGGUGCCAUUGCUAUUUAUUCUAACCGUUGCUGGCAUCAAAGAGAUUAUAGAAGACUAUAAACGACAUAAGGCAGACAGUACAGUAAACAAAAAGAAAACAAUAGUUUUAAGAAAUGGAAUGUGGCAGACCAUUAUGUGGAAAGAGGUGGCAGUAGGAGACAUUGUGAAGGUCACCAAUGGGCAGCAUCUUCCAGCAGACAUGAUCAUUGUAUCUUCCAGUGAACCUCAGGCAAUGUGCUAUAUUGAAACAUCUAAUCUUGAUGGGGAGACUAAUCUUAAAAUACGACAGGGAUUGACUCAAACUGCUAGUCUUCAGUCGAGAGAAGACUUGAUGAAAGUGUCUGGGAAGAUAGAAUGUGAAGGACCCAACCGUCACCUCUAUGACUUCAUUGGAAACUUGCGCUUAGAUGGCCAAAGUCCGGUUCCCAUUGGGCCUGACCAGAUCUUGCUGAGAGGUGCACAGCUUAGAAACACCCAAUGGGUCCUAGGAAUUGUUGUAUACACAGGACAUGACACAAAGCUCAUGCAGAAUUCAACCAAAGCCCCUUUGAAGAGAUCAAAUGUGGAGAAGGUGACCAACAUGCAGAUUCUGGUUUUAUUCUGCAUCCUUCUGGUCAUGGCCCUUGUGAGUUCUGUGGGUGCCUUACUAUGGAACAGAACACAUGGUGAAGUCAUCUGGUACCUUGGCUCAAAUGAAGAGCUCUAUGUCAAUUUUGGAUACAAUCUGCUGACAUUCAUAAUCUUGUACAACAACCUCAUUCCCAUCAGUCUGCUGGUGACCCUGGAAGUCGUCAAGUUUACUCAGGCUCUUUUUAUAAACUGGGACAUAGAUAUGUAUUAUCAAGAAACAGAUACACCUGCAAUGGCCAGAACUUCAAACCUUAAUGAGGAGCUUGGGCAGGUAAAAUACCUGUUUUCUGAUAAAACAGGCACUCUAACAUGCAAUAUUAUGAACUUCAAGAAAUGUAGUAUUGCUGGAGUGACAUACGGUCACUUUCCGGAGUUGGAAAGAGAACGUUCAUCAGAAGACUUUAGCCAGUUACCUCCUUCUACCAGUGAAUCAUGCGAAUUUGAUGACCCACGGCUGUUGCAGAAUAUUGAAAGUGACCAUCCCACAGCUGCUCACAUACAGGAGUUCCUCACUCUGCUGGCCGUGUGUCACACUGUUGUUCCUGAGAGAGAUGAAAAUACAAUAAUCUACCAGGCCUCCUCACCAGAUGAAGGGGCGUUAGUAAAAGGAGCAAAAAAGCUUGGCUAUAUCUUCACAGGAAGAACUCCACAUUCAGUUAUCAUUGAUGCGCUGGGGAAAGAGGAAGCCUUUGAAAUUCUUAAUGUGCUGGAAUUUUCUAGUAACAGAAAGAGAAUGUCUGUAAUAGUUCGAACUCCAACGGGGCGACUACGUCUGUAUUGCAAAGGGGCUGAUAAUGUUAUUUUUGAGAGACUUUCAAAAGAUUCCCAGUAUAUGGAGCAAACACUAUUGCAUCUUGAAUACUUUGCCACAGAAGGUUUGAGGACUCUGUGCAUUGCAUAUGCAGACCUGUCAGAAAAUUCUUAUCGAGAGUGGUUAAAUGUUUAUAAUGAAACCAGCACAAUUUUGAAAGACAGAACUCAAAAGAUGGAGGAGUGCUAUGAGAUCAUUGAAAAGGAUUUACUGCUUCUUGGAGCUACAGCCAUUGAGGACCGCCUUCAAGCAGGUGUUCCAGAAACUAUAGCAACACUAAUGAAAGCAGAAAUCAAGAUAUGGAUCCUGACAGGGGACAAACAGGAAACAGCUCUCAACAUAGGGUACUCCUGCAGGCUUGUUUCUCAGAAUAUGUCUCUCAUCCUAGUGAAUGAAGAUUCGUUGGAUGCAACAAGAGCAACCCUGACCCAUCACUGUACAAACCUGGGAGAUUCACUGGGGAAAGAAAAUGAUAUAGCUCUCAUUAUUGAUGGCCAGACUCUGAAGUAUGCUCUCUCGUUUGAAGUCCGGCAGUGCUUCCUGGACCUAGCACUGUCCUGUAAGGCAGUCAUCUGUUGCAGAGUGUCUCCUCUGCAGAAGUCUGAAAUAGUAGACAUGGUAAAGAAACAUGUAAAUGCCAUCACAUUAGCCAUCGGAGACGGUGCCAAUGACGUGGGAAUGAUCCAGACCGCGCAUGUGGGAGUCGGGAUCAGUGGGAAUGAGGGCAUGCAGGCAACCAACUCUUCUGAUUACUCCAUAGCACAGUUUUCUUACUUGGAGAAACUAUUAUUAGUCCAUGGAGCCUGGAGUUACAAUCGAGUGACCAAAUGCAUAUUGUAUUGCUUCUACAAGAAUGUGGUCUUGUAUAUUAUUGAGCUUUGGUUUGCAUUUGUUAAUGGAUUUUCUGGGCAGAUUUUAUUUGAGCGAUGGUGCAUCGGCCUAUACAAUGUGAUUUUCACAGCAUUGCCACCCUUCACUCUGGGAAUCUUUGAACGAUCAUGUACUCAAGACAGCAUGCUUAGAUUUCCCCAGCUCUACAAAAUUACUCAAAAUGCAGAUGGGUUCAACACGAGGGUUUUCUGGGGUCACUGCAUCAACGCCUUGAUCCACUCCAUCAUUCUUUUCUGGUUUCCACUGAAAGUGCUGGAACAUGAUGCAGUGUUCACAAAUGGCCAAGGACCAGACUAUUUAUUUGUUGGAAACAUCGUUUAUACAUAUGUUGUGGUUACUGUUUGUUUGAAAGCUGGUUUAGAGACCACAGCAUGGACUAAAUUUAGCCACCUGGCCGUUUGGGGAAGCAUGCUGCUCUGGUUGGUGUUCUUCGGAGUCUACUCGGCCAUCUGGCCCACCAUUCCCAUUGCACCAGACAUGCUUGGACAGUGGUUGGCAUCCUUUCGUCUGCGAGAGACGGUGGGAAUUGCAACCUAUGAUGUAGUAAUUCUGGCAUCAUUCUGCUUCAGCAUGGUUCUGGUCUAA